UUCUUCCGGGUUGUGAUCAUGGCGUGUUGCUGAACAACAUGUGAGUUUUACCGGAGAUUUAACACAUCUGAAACAACAUCAAACAUGGCAUCAGUGGAGGAGGACUUCCCUCGAGGAGGGUCAGCAAAGAAGCCCACAGAGAGUAAAAUAGUGGUGCAGCGGUCAGAGGUGGACAACUUGUUCCAGUCAAACGAACAAGUAGAAACCAAGAAAAGAAAGGGGGCACCUAAAGAUGACAGCAAGAAGCUCAAGAAACCAAACACAGGCAAAGGAGAUGGUCUGACGCUAAAUGCAGCGGCCAAGUGUGUGGAAAUCCUACAUCUCAAGAAUGUGAAGGAAGGUAUGUUGAUGCUGGGCUGCGUCAAGGAGGUCUUUGACUUUGAGGUGACGGUCAGCCUGCCCUGUGGUAUGCAGGGCUUCCUCAGCAUCAAGAACAUCUGUGAGGCGUACACUAAGCUGCUCGGCAAGCAAUUGGAUUCAGCUGAUGCAGAGGAAAUCUGCUCUCUGCCUCACCUCUUCUACCCUGGCAUGGUGAUCAGGUGUGUGGUUGUCAAGCUGGAUGUGACUAAAAGUGGCUCUCUUAGCAUCCAGCUGUCAGUCAACCCAAAGGUGGUCAACAAGGCUCUGACCUCAAGCUCUCUGAAAGCUGGCAUGGUCUUGAGUGGGUGUGUGGAGAGCGUGGAGGAUCAUGGCUACAUAGUCGACAUUGGCAUCAGUGGAACCAAAGCCUUCCUGCCUGAGAAAGCAGUAAAAGACAAACCCAGCAGCCAGGACGAUCUGAAAGUGGGUCAGUACGUGACAUAUCAAGUGGAAGAAGUAAAGAAUGACGGGCGUGUGGUCCGCCUUUCUGUCAGCCCCCCAACCGUCGCCCAGGCUUGUGCCGAACCCGAGCAGGGCUGGAACCUCACAAACCUCCUGCCUGGACUUCAGGUCAAAGCUACGAUCAAAAAGGUGACCAAACACGGUCUGAUCCUGGACUUCCUGUCCUCCUUCAGUGGCCAGGUGGACUUUCUCCACAUGCAGCCAGAAAAGACAUCCAGCUACACAGAGGGAACUGAGGUGCGGUCUUGUGUUCUGUACGUGGAUCCGUCCACCCGUGUGGUUGGCCUGAGCCUGCGCAGCUACCUUCUUCAGCCCGGGACCAGAGUUGACACCUUUCCUGCUGGAGGUGAUCGCAUUGGUGAGGUGGUGAAGGACUGCAAGAUGACCACAAUGCACCACAUGUCUGGAGCCAUGUUGGAACUGCCAGACAAAACGUUGGCCUUUGUACACAGGAACCACCUGAAGGAGUCGAAAGAGCCCGCUAAUGAAAACAGAGUGCUGGCCAUGCCUGAGCACACCUGCAGGAUCCUGGACUUCAGCGCCAUGGACCAAAUUCAUUUCGUUAGUCUGCGAAAGAGUAUGAUUGACAAGCCUUUUUACAGAUACCAUGAUCUUCAGGCUGGUCAGGUCGUAGAGGGGACAGUGUCAGUUCUGCUGAAUCACGGCAUGGUGGUGCAUCUGUCUGACCACAUUAAAGGCCUGGUGCCCCGGACACACCUGUCUGACAUCCUCCUGAAGAACCCGGAGAAGAAGUACAUGGAGGGCAUGAAGAUCAAAUGUCGGGUGCUGUCAGUAAAUGCAGAGAAUAAGAAGCUGUACCUGACCAGGAAGAAGGCCCUGGUCGAAAGCACCCUGCCAUUGUUCCUUAGCUAUGCCGAUGCCCGCCCUGGCCGAGUGUCCCACGGCUAUAUCGUCUGCAUCAAAGACUUUGGCUGCAUCGUUCGUUUCUACAACAACACAAAGGGUCUGGUGCCGCUCAACGAGCUCAGCUCUGAGCCCAUCAUCAGUCCUGAGGAGGUCUUCUAUGUGGGGCAGGUGUUGAAGGCUAAAGUUCUCCAGUGCGACCCCGAUAAGGCGAAGAUGUUGCUGUCGUUUAAGGCUGCGGUGGAGGGAGACACGGAGAAAGCUGCCACCCCCCAGUUUGACUGUGAGGUGGGGAAGCGGCUGGAGGCCAAGGUGCUAAAAAAGUCAAUCACCGGUCUGGAGGUGGCUAUCCUCCCCGAUGAGGUUCGUGCCGUUCUACCCACAGUGCACCUCUCUGAUCACAUUUCCAACUGCCCUCUGCUGUGGGAGAGCCUGCAGGAGGGAGACAGCAUCUCAAACGUCAUCUGCUUCAACAAGAACAAACAGAAUAUUACUCUCACCAAGAAGCCAACAGUGAGGUGGUCACUGGAGGAAGGAGUGGUUGCUAAGGACUUCUCUGAAGUCACAGUUGGAAUGCAGCUGAUUGGCUGGAUCAAGAACAUCAUGGCUUAUGGCGUCUUUGUAGAGUUCCCAUAUGGCCUUGUUGGUCUUGCACCCAAGUCGGCCAUGACUGACAAGUUCAUCAGAGAUACAACGGCUGUCUUCCAGCCAGGGCAGACGGUGUUUGCUAAGGUGACCAACCUGGAUGUGGAGAAACGGCGUUUCCUGGUCACACUGAAGAUUUCAGAGGUCAUAUCUCCAGAGGGUGAUGCUCAGACUAGGCUCAUCAACGGUCUGCAGGAGAGAAAAGCUGUGACUGAAAUGUUUGCAGUGAGAGAGGACAGUGAUCUUCGCCAGCAGCUGGCUGCCCUGUGUGUUGGCCAGAAGCUGAAGCUCACUGUAGAUACCGUGAAAGACAGCGGUGCCACCUUUAAGUCUGAUGAUUUGGCCGGUGCUACCAUACAGGCUACCAAGCACCAUGUCAUGGGUGUUAACUUGACCUCAGGACAGAAAGUUACUGCGGUCGUCCUCUGUGUUGACAUCAUGUCAUCUUGUGUCCAUGUGUCCAUCCUGUCCAAGCUGGUGGCGAAGAAGAAAUCUUUAGUUGAAGGAUCAAAGUACACAGCCAUGGUGCAACACGUUGACAGAGACUUUGCCGUCAUCUCAUUGGAUGACACGGCGCAGUUGACCAUGAUCCAAACCAGCAGCCACCUGAACGAGGUGUUCCUGUCCGACUCAGAGAGGCUGAAGGGGGGGAUGACUUUGGCUGUGGAGGUUAUAGAACCCAGCUGUGAGGAGCUGCAGGGGCUCCCCCUAGUGUCGUGGGAGCGCAGCGCACCAAAACGGCAGCGCACCACCUCGGAAAACCAGACGAGCUCCAAGGGUCAGCCCUUUGGGGAAAUCGUGCGGGGCAAAGUGCGGUCGGUGAAGCCCACCUCCAUUCAGGUGACACUAGAGGACGGGAGCACGGGCAGCGUGCACGUGUCUGAGGUGAUGGAGGUUGCAGAUGUGUUACAGGGAGCCUUCCCCACAUUCUCGGUUAAAGUGGGCAGCACGGUUACUGCCAGGGUCAUCGGAGGACGAGAAGCCAGCAGUCACAGGUUCCUGCCCUUCUCCCAUCCCAAAUUUACAUACAGCAUUCCUGAGCUCACACUUAUACCCAGCAAACUGGAUAAGAGCACAGAUUUCAAAGCAGUUUCAGCAAAAGAAAAACUAAACAGCUAUAAAGUCGGGGAGGAAAUUACAUGCUUUGUAUCAAAGUUUAACCCACAGAGGAAGUCUUUGGAGGUCACCACUGAUCCUUCCAUUACUGGGACAGUUGAACUGCUGGCCAUGAUCAGCGAUCCAAAAGACGCCAGCCACCCAGAGAAGCUGUACAAGCUGGGACAAGCCGUUCGUGCCAAAGUGGUAGAAGUAAACUCCAAACCUCAACGCUUAAUUCUGUCACUCACAGGUGUCCAUAAACUGGAGAAAGGCAGUGUUACUUUGGGGAUGGUGACUAAUAUUCUGCCCCAAGUUGGCCUCCUGGUCAAACUUCCUUUCGGUAGCACAGGGUCUGUUGCUGUCACUGACCUGGCUGAUGCCUACAAGCCAAAGCCCCUUGAUGGGUACAGCAAAGAGCAGCUGCUCAGGUGUUUCGUUCUUGGGGAUGAAAAUGGCAAGUGGCAGUUGUCUCUUCGUCCAUCAAGGCUGAACCCACAGCAGACCAAACCUGUGAAAGACCUAGAAGUUUCGUCUAUAGACAAACUGAAGGCAGGCCAGAUCAUCAGAGGCUACGUCAAGUCUGUGGGAGAGCAGGGAGUCUUCGUCAGGUUGUCAAGUAGCAUCACAGGAAGAGCUCAACUUCAAGAGUCAACCAAGUACUUUGUUGGUAACCACAAGGUCCUCUCUGAGCACCUGACCCCCAACACCCUGCUCACCACCAAGAUCCUCAGUAUUGACAAAGAGGAGGAGCUGGUCAACCUCUCUCUGCUCCCGGUGGACACUGGGAAGCCAGACGUCCUUCCAGAGUCUCUCGGCCUGCCGCUGCGUCUGAUCGGAGAGGAGAAGAAGGACUACGACACUAAGAGGAAACGCACACUGUCUGAGAGCAAACAGAAACAGGCAGAGUCCCAGGUCCCAAAGAAGAAGAAGAAGACAAAGAAAGUGAAGAGUGAUGGCAAUGACAGCGGCGUGGAGGUGUUCUUCAGAGAAGAGGAGGAUAAGGAAGAUGAAGACAAACCCACGUCUGAUUCUGUAAAAGUGACGCACAGCUCAGCAGGUCCAUCCAGACUGCAGGUGGCAGCAGGUUUCUCCUGGGAUGUGGGACUGAGCUCCCUGAAGCCUGCCUCUGCAGUGGAGGAGGGCGACUCCAGUGAUGGAGAGGACCAAGAGGGAAGCAGCAAGCCCCAGAAGAAGUCUCGUCAUGAGGUCGAGCAGGAGAAGAAGGCAGCGGAGAAGGCCCUGGUGCAGCGGGAGACUGAGCUGAUGGAUCCGAGCCUGCGGCCCCAGGACGCAGCCGCCUUCGAGCGCCUGCUUCUCGCUUCGCCCAACAGCUCACUGCUCUGGCUCCAGUACAUGGCUCACCAUCUGCAGGCCACACAGAUCGAGCAGGCCCGCGCUGUGGCCGAGAGGGCCCUCAAAACCAUCUCCUUCAGGGAAGAGCAGGAGAAGCUGAAUGUGUGGGUGGCCCUGCUGAACCUGGAGAACAUGUACGGCACAGAGGAGAGCCUGAAGAAAGUGUUUGAGCGGGCGCUGCAGUUCUGUGAGCCCAUGCCUGUGUACCAGCAGCUGGCUGACAUCUACGCAAAGUCUGACAAGAUCAAGGAGGCGGAGGGCCUGUAUAAGACGAUGGUGAAGCGUUUCCGUCAGAAUAAGGCAGUGUGGCUGAGCUACGGGACCUUCCUGCUCCAGCAGGGUCAGAGUGACGCUGCCAGUGUUCUUCUGCAGAGGGCGCUGAAGAGUCUGCCCUCCAAAGAAAGCGUGGAUGUGAUCGCCAAGUACGCUCAGCUGGAGUUCCGUUAUGGUGAUUCAGAGAAAGGUCGCGCCAUGUUAGACAAAGUGCUGACGAGCUACCCGAAACGUACAGACCUGUGGUCCGUCUUCAUCGACCUCAUGGUCAAACACGGAUCGCAGAAGGAAGUCAGGGCGCUCUUUGAUCGUGUGAUCCACCUGAGUGUGUCAGUGAAAAAGAUCAAGUUCUUCUUCAAGCGCUACCUGGAGUACGAGAAGAAGCACGGCACCCCGCAGAGCAUCCAGGCAGUCAAAGAGAAGGCCAUGGAGUUUGUGGAAGCUAAAGGCACCAAGGCUGCCAACUAAUGACCAAAUACACACGAUAAUACACAUAUUGUGUGUGUGUGUGGACUGCAGUGUGCUGAACCUGGUCUGAGCCUCACAUCUGUUCAGGAACAAGUUUGUAAUUAAGCUUUGUCAUUGCCGUGGACUGGGGACCUCUGAACCUGAAAGUCAAACCUUUGUAAAGUAGGUUGUAGCCAUUUAUAAA
Molecule: messenger RNA, 5707 nt
Organism: Epinephelus fuscoguttatus (brown-marbled grouper)
Lineage: Eukaryota; Metazoa; Chordata; Actinopteri; Perciformes; Serranidae
Gene: pdcd11
Product: programmed cell death 11
Exons: 36
Coding region: 85-5523 (1812 amino acids)
Biological process (GO): rRNA processing
Cellular component (GO): small-subunit processome; nucleolus
Molecular function (GO): RNA binding; protein binding
Source: RefSeq, a predicted model, not a curated record